UGAAAAGUGUGUGUAUUUGAAGAAAGUAAACAAAUAAAUGCUUUAAUUCUGAAAAAUUAAAAUUUAAAAAUGCUACGGUUGGCAAGGUAUUUUGGGCCAUUAAUAAGGCUUGAGAGACACUAUUUGAGAUGCUUUUCAACGGAACCAAGGGCUUAUGAAAAUGCAGAAAAGGAUAAGAAGUUUAAGAUUCUAGAAUUGGAAAUUGAUAUUAUGAGACAAGAAGGAAGAAAGGUUCCUAGCAAAUUAUCCGAACCAGAAUGGGACAGAAUCUUGGAAUUAGGCUCAGUAUCGGCAAGAAGGAAAUAUUUAACAUUUUUGUUUACAUGUGAAAUGAAAAAUCUUAAUAAGCAAAAGAAAAAAGAAGACUUAAAGGUUGAACGAGACGAGAGAAUAUACGAAAGACGAAAGAAAGCAGAAAGCAAUGAGAUAGUGUAUGGUCUAGGAUAUAAUUCAUAUUUCUUAAAGAUUUAUGAAACUACAAUGAAUCUAUGGAAUAAUAAUAAGCUUGUAAAUUCUAUGCUAUUUGGACAAAAACUUGUUAUAGAUUGUUCAUAUGACGAGCAUAUGAAUUUUAGAGAAGCUGAUAAUUGCGCCAAGCAAUUGACGUAUACUUUUGCUAUGAAUAGGCUUUCAGAACAACCUUUUGAUCUUCAUUACUGUAAUUUCGAUAGAUCCUCAAAAUCUGGGAAAAAAAUGAUGAACAGCAUUCCAACGAUGUUUAAUCUGGAUUUUCCAAUAAAUGUGCAUGAAAAAUCAUACAUCGAUGUGUUUGAUAAGAGCCGACUCGUUUAUCUAACUCCGCAUUGCAGAAAUGAACUUGUCGAAUAUAAUCAUGAUGACAUCUAUAUAGUUGGUGCUAUGGUAGAUAAGGAAAAAAAUGAGCCACAUUCACUUGCUAAAGCUAAAAAGUAUGAUUUAAGAAUGGCUAAACUUCCUUUAGACAAAUACUUGGAUUGGGGAAAAGGAGGAAAGUCACUGACAAUCAAUCAAAUGCUUCAAAUCUUAUAUGAAAUGAAAGAAACAAAUGAUUGGAAUCAAGCAUUAAGGUUUGUACCAAGAAGGAAAUUAUUCAAAGAAUUUCAGCAGUCACAUCUAAUAAAAGAUGCAAGGAACCGAUCAGUAACAGUACACAAAAGUUUCUUUGACGAUGAUGAAGAACUGAGAGAAAAAAAGAGUUCACAGAAUAGCCAAAAGGAACGAAAGCAUUUUCAAAACUAUUUCGAUUUGAAAACAUGGGGGAAUAAAAAUAGUAAAAAUAAUAGUAAUAGGUAACUUGUGUAUGUUGACUUAUGGAAUAUAAACAAUUAAUAAACCAAAAUUAUAGUUU
Chironomus riparius is the source of this 1327-nucleotide messenger RNA. The record is from the annotation of a GenBank genome assembly. NCBI's taxonomy places the organism in Eukaryota, Metazoa, Arthropoda, Insecta, Diptera, Chironomidae.